Molecule: messenger RNA, 3996 nt
Organism: Myotis davidii
Lineage: Eukaryota; Metazoa; Chordata; Mammalia; Chiroptera; Vespertilionidae
Gene: KIFAP3
Product: kinesin associated protein 3
Exons: 20
Coding region: 264-2645 (793 amino acids)
Biological process (GO): cilium organization; microtubule-based movement
Cellular component (GO): ciliary transition zone; axoneme; kinesin II complex
Molecular function (GO): kinesin binding
Source: RefSeq, a predicted model, not a curated record
AGGCGGAGCUGGGUGAGGCGGAGCUGACUGCAGCGCCUACGAGCCGGUCUGGGCGGCUCCAGUGUUUUGGGGCCUGGGAACUGUGGGAGGAGUCGGCGGCCUCACCUUGGUAACCACAUCGCUGCCCCGGCUCGGUCUUGCAGGCCUCAGCGCUGUCAUCGCCUUUGGGGUCCCGGGGACUUUGGCCACCGUUUCCGGAAGUAGCUCUGCAGGCCUCUUUGAGGCACCCCCAUCCUCCCCACGCCGCCGCCGCCGCCGCCGCCAUGCAGGGGGAGGACGCCAGAUACCUCAAAAGGAAAGUUAAAGGAGGAAAUAUUGAUGUACAUCCAUCAGAAAAAGCACUCAUUGUUCAAUAUGAAGUGGAAGCUACCAUUCUUGGAGAAAUGGGGGAUCCCAUGUUGGGAGAACGAAAAGAAUGCCAAAAAAUCAUUCGUCUUAAGAGUCUCAAUGCCAACACAGAUAUAACUUCCCUGGCACGGAAGGUGGUUGAAGAAUGUAAACUCAUUCAUCCCUCAAAACUAAAUGAGGUAGAGCAGCUGUUGUACUAUCUCCAGAACCGCCGAGAUUCCUUGUCAGGAAAGGAAAAAAAAGAAAAAACAAGCAAACCUAAAGAUCCACCUCCUUUUGAAGGAAUGGAGAUUGAUGAAGUUGCUAACAUUAAUGAUAUGGAUGAAUACAUUGAGUUAUUGUAUGAAGAUAUACCUGACAAGGUUCGGGGUUCUGCUUUGAUCCUGCAACUUGCUCGAAAUCCUGAUAACUUAGAAGAACUACUAUUAAAUGAAACUGCCCUUGGUGCAUUAGCAAGAGUCCUGAGAGAAGACUGGAAGCAAAGUGUUGAGUUAGCCACAAAUAUAAUUUACAUCUUUUUCUGUUUUUCCAGCUUUUCUCAGUUUCAUGGACUUAUCACUCACUAUAAAAUUGGAGCUUUGUGUAUGAAUAUCAUUGAUCAUGAAUUAAAAAGACAUGAGCUUUGGCAAGAAGAACUUUCUAAGAAGAAGAAAGCUGUUGAUGAAGACCCUGAAAACCAAACUUUGAGAAAAGAGUAUGAAAAAACCUUUAAAAAAUACCAGGGGCUUGUGGUAAAACAGGAACAGCUCUUACGAGUUGCUCUUUAUUUGCUUCUGAAUCUUGCUGAGGAUACGCGCACAGAACUAAAGAUGAGGAAUAAGAACAUAGUUCACAUGCUGGUGAAGGCUCUUGAUCGGGACAAUUUUGAGCUGCUUAUUCUAGUUGUGUCAUUCUUGAAGAAACUCAGCAUUUUUAUGGAGAACAAAAAUGAUAUGGUGGAAAUGGAUAUUGUUGAAAAACUGGUAAAAAUGGUACCUUGUGAGCAUGAAGACCUGCUGAAUAUCACCCUCCGACUUCUAUUAAACUUGUCCUUUGACACAGGACUGAGAAAUAAGAUGGUACAAGUUGGCCUGCUCCCCAAACUCACUGCACUCCUAGGCAAUGAAAACUACAAACAGAUAGCAAUGUGUGUACUUUACCACAUAAGCAUGGAUGACCGCUUUAAAUCAAUGUUCGCAUACACUGACUGUAUACCACAGUUAAUGAAGAUGCUCUUUGAAUGUUCAGAUGAACGAAUUGACUUGGAACUGAUUUCUUUCUGCAUUAAUCUUGCUGCUAAUAAAAGGAAUGUACAGCUUAUCUGUGAAGGAAAUGGGCUAAAGAUGCUCAUGAAGAGGGCUCUGAAAUUCAAGGACCCACUACUAAUGAAAAUGAUUAGGAACAUUUCUCAGCACGAUGGACCAACUAAAAACUUAUUUAUUGAUUAUGUUGGGGAUCUUGCAGCCCAGAUCUCUAAUGAUGAAGAGGAGGAGUUUGUGAUUGAGUGUUUGGGAACACUUGCAAACUUGACCAUUCCAGACUUAGACUGGGAAUUGGUGCUGAAGGAGUACAAGCUGGUUCCAUACCUCAAGGAUAAACUAAAACCAGGUACUGCAGAAGAUGACCUCGUUUUGGAAGUAGUGAUAAUGAUUGGAACUGUGUCUAUGGAUGACUCUUGUGCUGCAUUGCUAGCCAAGUCUGGGAUAAUCCCUGCACUCAUUGAACUGCUGAAUGCUCAACAAGAAGAUGAUGAAUUUGUGUGCCAGAUAAUUUAUGUCUUCUAUCAGAUGGUUUUCCACCAAGCCACGAGAGAUGUCAUAAUUAAAGAAACACAGGCUCCAGCAUAUCUUAUAGAUCUGAUGCAUGAUAAAAAUAAUGAAAUCCGAAAGGUCUGUGAUAAUACAUUAGAUAUUAUAGCGGAAUAUGAUGAAGAAUGGGCUAAGAAAAUUCAGAGUGAAAAGUUCCGCUGGCAUAACUCUCAGUGGCUGGAAAUGGUAGAGAGUCGUCAGAUGGAUGAGAGUGAGCAAUAUUUGUAUGGUGAUGAUCGAAUUGAGCCUUACAUCCAUGAAGGAGAUAUUCUUGAAAGACCUGACCUUUUCUACAGCUCAGAUGGGCUAAUUGCCUCUGAAGGAGCCAUAAGUCCAGAUUUCUUCAAUGAUUAUCACCUUCAAAAUGGAGAUGUCGUUGGACAGCAUUCAUUUCCUGGCAGCCUUGGAAUGGAUGGCUUUGGCCAGCCCAUUGGCAUUCUUGGACGCCCAGCCACAGCGUAUGGAUUCCGCCCUGAUGAACCUUACUACUAUGGCUACGGAUCUCGAUAAAGUCAUCCCUUUCCAUAUGUGUUCUUAGCUUAGAAGAAACCUGUGUGGGUUGGGUUGACUUGGAAUAUUGAGCUAAUAAUGCAUGUUGAUGCUAUUGCAGGUCUGUGCUUGUUUUUAUUGUUUCCUGUUGUUAGCUGCAGGUUAGCUGCAACCCUAUGUCCCCUGUUAAGUAGAGUGAAUGCUUGACACUGUUCAUCAUCGAGCCAUAUUUUGAUGCUGGAUAACAUUUCCCUUGAGACUCAGAAGUGGAUGCUGAAAAGCAACUAGACUGGAAAACAAACACUACAUUAUGUACACUAAGUGACUAAUUUAAUUUCUAUUAAAAAGAAACAUAAAGUACAAAUGAAUUAGAGAAAGUCAUGUGUUUCUAUUUAGUGUGUUUCAUUAGGAGUUACAUGCUUAUAUAGGGUGCAUAUGAAUUUUAUUUUUCCCUGCCUCUUUUCCCCCCUUGUAAACUCUCGAGUAUUUCAUGCGGCAUAUGCUUCCCUGAAAAUUUAUAAAAAGACGUCACCUUUUUAUUCUAUGCCAUGUGCCUGAAAGGUUGCUUCCCAGAGUUAUUAACUAUGAGUUUUCAAUUAACAAUGGAACAUAUGCCAUAUGUUGUAUAUGAGUAUAGUCUCUUCAACCCUUUGCAUUCAUGUCUUUCUGAUUUUAAUAUAGAAAGUCUGGGACAUCUAUUAGUAUGCAUGAAACUAGAUUAGUAUUGGGCUUUUAAAUUUUAUGAUUUGUGAAAUUUAAAGUAUGGAAAAGCUAAUUUUCCUCUCGAGGAAAAUUAAGAACAAUAUUUUGCUCACUAAGAUACUUGUUUCCCAUUUGUUCCCUUGUUAUAAGAUAGAUUUAGGUAGUAAGAAAUGGAAAGACUUUAUAAUUAAUCAUGAGUUUUGAAAAUAGCUCAAUGUUAUAAUGCUUAAAAUUUACUUAAGCAAGUAAAAUAGCAAUAAUCUGUAGCUAUUUCCUUGAGCACUUGCUGUGGAAGGAAUUAUGUAAGGCUUUGAAAGGAAUGCAUAGAUCAAAGACAACUUCUGUCCUUGAGUUUUAGAUCUCAUAGAUCUACUGCACUGUUUAUUGGCUUGAUUUAUAUUUAAGGAACAGUAGAGCUGGAAAGAGCCUUUGAAAUAACUCAGUCUAUCUACCUAUUUGAGAAACCAAUCACAUAAAAAUGUUCAAUAUAAUCAACAGAUUUUUAAACUACUGCUUAUGUCUAAGAAUAUGAUACUUCUGAGGGAAUAUGUAACUCUGAAAUAUGAUUUGUGUCUUUGAACUUACAACCUAAUUGAUCUUUCUGAAAACAUACAUUUGUCUUAGUUUCUAUUUCAAUCAUAGAAUAUUAAAACUGGAAAAGGCCCUAAAA